Molecule: messenger RNA, 1296 nt
Organism: Callithrix jacchus (white-tufted-ear marmoset)
Lineage: Eukaryota; Metazoa; Chordata; Mammalia; Primates; Cebidae
Source: RefSeq, a predicted model, not a curated record
AUGGCCGAGAUCGCUGUGAAUGCCGUCCUCACUGUAGCAGACAUGGAGCGCAGAGAUGUGGACUUUGAGCUUAUCAAAGUAGAAGGCAAAGUGGGUGGCAGGCUGGAGGACACUAAGCUGAUUAAGGGCGUGAUCAUGGACAAGGAUUUCAGUCACCCGCAGAUGCCGAAAAAAAUGGAAGAUGCUAAGAUUACAAUUCUCAUAUGUCCGUUCGAACCACCCAAACCAAAAACGAAGCAUAAGCUGGAUGUGACCUCUGUAGAAGAUUAUAAAGCCCUUCAGAAAUAUGAAAAGGAGAAAUUUGAAGAGAUGAGUCAACAGAUUAAGGAGACUGGUGCUAACCUAGCAAUUUGUCAGUGGGGCUUUGAUGAUGAAGCAAAUCACUUACUUCUUCAGAACAACUUGCCUGCAGUGCGCUGGGUAGGAGGACCUGAAAUUGAGCUGAUUGCCAUUGCAACAGGAGGGCGGAUUGUCCCCAGGUUCUCAGAGCUCACAGCCGAGAAGUUGGGCUUUGCUGGUCUUGUACAGGAGAUCUCAUUUGGAACGACUAAAGAUAAAAUGCUGGUCAUCGAGCAGUGUAAGAACUCCAGAGCUGUAACCAUUUUUAUUAGAGGAGGAAAUAAGAUGAUCAUGGAGGAGGCGAAACAAUCCCUUCACGAUGCUCUGUGUGUCAUCUGGAACCUCAUCCGUGAUAAUCGUGUGGUGUAUGGAGGGGCUGCUGAGAUAUCCUGUGCCCUGGCAGUUAGCCAAGAGGCAGAUAAGUGCCCCACCUUAGAACAGUAUGCCAUGAGAGCGUUUGCUGAUGCACUGCAGGUCAUCCCCAUGGCCCUUUCUGAAAACAGUGGCAUGAAUCCCAUCCAGACUAUGACCGAAGUCCGAGCCAGACAAGUGAAGGAGAUGAACCCUGUUCUUGGCAUCGACUGUUUGCACAGGGGGACAAAUGAUAUGAAGCAACAGCAUGUCAUAGAAACCUUGAUUGGCAAAAAGCAACAAAUAUCUCUUGUGACACAAAUGGUUAGAAUGAUUUUGAAGAUUGAUGACAUUCGUAAGCCUGGAGAAUCUGAAGAAGGAAGACAUGGAGAUACUGUGUAAUACGAUCUACUGUGAUUAAAUAAAUGGGUGUCUUACGAUUCGUCUACAGUUAUUUAUUACAGCCUUUUUCAGGCAUUGUAGAUGCUAUAAUAAAAAGAGCUGUUUGGUAACCGUAGUUUCAGUUGUUCAAAAAUGUGUAAUUGUGGGGGUACUAUCUCAACAUGUUUUUGUAUUCGUUGUAUUAAAGGAAUCUCUUUAAACAAC